This is a messenger RNA of Micropterus salmoides (largemouth bass), 1208 nucleotides long. RefSeq names its product heavy metal-binding protein HIP-like. Gene Ontology annotation, molecular function: protein binding. Lineage: Eukaryota; Metazoa; Chordata; Actinopteri; Centrarchiformes; Centrarchidae. The record is from RefSeq and is a predicted model, not a curated record. The transcript is spliced from 7 exons. Bases 37 to 1038 code for a protein of 333 amino acids.
UGCCUCUGUACUUUUGUGAAGACGUGUAGCUGGACAAUGAGGGUUGGUCUUGGUUUACUGCUAUUGGUACUCGGUCUGUGUGGGUCAGGAGCUCAUGGGGAGGGUGGAGGCCUCAGCAAGGUCAGUGAGAUCAGCCAGUUUCAGAAGACAGCUCCAAGAGAUGCAGAUGAGGAAUCGACCAAGCAGACCACAGAGCAAACCACCACUGACAUCUGGGCGGAGCUGAGGGCACUGAGAGACAUGGUAGUGGUGCUCACGGUGCGUGUGGAUAUGCUGCAGAGAGAGAAUUCUGACCAAGCCACAGCACUAAAUUCUUUGGGAACCAGACUGACCGCCACCGAGAGCAAAACAAGUGAUCUAGAAAGAAAGAAUGCCGACUUGCAGACCAGACUGAGUAGCACUGAGAGGGAACUUCUCCUUUCCAAGUCCAGGAUUGACCAGCUGGAGAGAGAAAAUGCAGUCCAAACCACAGAGCUGAGGUCGUUGGGAACUAGACUCACCGCCACCGAAAGUAAAACAAGUGACCUAGAAAAAAAGAAUUCAGACUUGCAGACCAGACUGAGUAGCAGUGAGAGGGAACUUCUUGUUAUCAAGUCCAGGAUUGACCAGCUGGAGACAGGAAUUGCAGAGAAACCAAAGGUGGCCUUUUACACAGCGUUGACUGAUACAGGAUAUGUUGGACCAUACAACACAGACACCACACUGAAAUACAGCAAGGUUUUCACCAACAUUGGCAAUGCUUACAAUCCAGCAACAGGUUUCUUCACAGCACCACUCAAUGGGGUCUACUCUUUCCAGUUCACUAUGUGUGGUCAUAAAGCAGGUUAUAUGGGUGUUUAUGUGUACAAGAACAACCAAAACAUUAUGUUUAAUUUGGAGCAUAAGAAAGAAGCAGCUUAUAGGUAUUUCACUAACUCAGUUGUUUUUAACCUGAGAGCAGGAGAUGAAAUCCACCUGGUUCUCCCAUCAGGCCAUUCUCUUUUUGACAGUGCAAAUAACCACAACACAUUCAGUGGCUCCCUUCUCUUCCCCCUGUAAGGAUGUUGUUUAGGCUGCUGUGUGAUUGACCCCUACACACCCCUUGUAAUUGACUACUCUGGGAUUCUUUAGAAAAUGCUGAUAAAUCUCAGCACCACUGCCUCCAAGACAAAUCUCCUAUUUUGUCUUCACAUGAAAAUAAUGUUCGAAUAAAUCAAAGAUUCAUUGAA